AUAACACUUAACUUUUAAUCUCUAUGAAAUACGAACACAACCUUAAAAUUAAAUUUCAAUUUCCGAAAGUCUAAAGUAAAACUUUCGAAGAUUAAUAGGAUAAUUAUUUUGUAUGCUUUCCAAGUAAUGAUUUGUUGUUCUGUUAAAAAAGAGGAUUGAUAUCAAUAAUGGCAAAUUGCAUACGAAACGCUGUCGGAAAAGUGAGGCACAUAAAUUCAACUUUAAUUAAAAAGCAGUCCUUGGAAGCUAGACCCUUGUUGAACGAAUCACUGCAAUUGAUACCCUUGAAAUCGGAUUACUUAAAUAUAAAAUAUGUAUCUCAAAUAGCUACUUGUGUAAAUUACAAAGACAGAUCAGAUGUCCCACAGGGGGGCAGAAGUCAUUCACUGAUCUCUGACAAUAGAGAACUUGCUAGUGAUGUUGUUAUUAAAGAACAUAUACCAGUGGAAAGGUAUUAUUUAAACAAAUUAGCACAAUCUGUACCAUGUGGGGACAAAAAAGAAGAGCAUUUAGUUUACACCAAUGAGGCAAGUCCAAGUCUAAAGCAAGAGUCUAGUUCCCCAUUAGAUAAACCAAAACCUGAAGAUUUGAAUAAAAUUUUUGAAGUCUUGAGUAGGACUCUGCCAAAAUUAUUCAUUGAGCCUUUGGAUUAUAGUAUUUAUCAUCCAGAUUUAAUAUAUGAGAAUAAUAUAAGAGGAACCAAAACGGUAGGUUUGUACCAUUUCAUUAAAGACGUAGCUCUAUUACGUACUGUUGGUCAUUUAAAAUAUGCAUAUGUGAAAUUAGAGGUGUUGAAGAUUACCCAACACCCAGAAGAUUCAACAAUAAAAGUUAGAUGGCGAGUCAGGGGUGUAUCAGGGUUGUCUGUGAUGAUGAAAUUUUGGAAAUAUAAAAUAUGGAAUUUGAAGAAUAUUAUAGAGCAAUCUGACACGUGGUAUGACGGAUUUUCAACCUUCUAUGUAAAUGGUAAUGGCGUAAUCUUCAAGCAUAUAGCAGAUAAGAUGAUGCCAGAUUCUGAUGGAGCAAGAUCAGAAGUUCGUGUCUCGCACGAGGAUGCUGCUAAGCUAAUGCUUUUAGUAGGUAUAAUUCCUAAAGUUUCAAGUGUAAUACAGUGAUAUGAAAAUAGUUCCAGUAUUUCAUGAUAUAAUUAUUUAUUGUUGAAAUCGUCAUUUGUAAUAAUAUUGUGUAGUUUAAUUUAAUUUUGUAAUUACUGUAUAUAGCAAUGAAUAAAAUUCCAAACAAUGACAGCGUGUGAA
Harmonia axyridis is the source of this 1256-nucleotide messenger RNA. RefSeq lists its product as uncharacterized. The coding region runs from base 168 to 1115 and encodes 315 amino acids. The transcript has 5 exons. The record is from RefSeq and is a predicted model, not a curated record. NCBI's taxonomy places the organism in Eukaryota, Metazoa, Arthropoda, Insecta, Coleoptera, Coccinellidae.